CCUGUGGAGAGAGAGGAGGAGAAACCAUGAGGAAGACAUAAUGAAGAAAUGGAGAAGAAGAGAGGAGCGGACACGUUUCUACUGCGUUACCUCAUCAUGGCGGCUGCUCAGGACUGCUCUCUGUUCCUGGGUUUUGACUUCAGCACUCAGCAGCUGAAGGUGGUGGCGAUCGAUGGAAACCUGAACGUGGUUCAUCAGAAUAAUGUGCAGUUUGACUCCGAGCUACCUGAGUUCAGGACUCAGGGAGGGGUUCAUAUCCAUGCUGACAGACUGACGGUCACCUCACCUGUCCUCAUGUGGGUUCAGGCUCUGGACCUGCUAUUGGACAAGAUGAAGAAGGCGGGGUUUGACUUCUCCCGGGUCAGAGCGCUCUCCGGCAGCGGACAGCAACACGGCAGUGUGUUCUGGACCAGAGGAGCGUCUGAGACCCUGCAGCACCUCGACCCGGACCAGGACCUGAAGCAGCUGCUGCAGGACAGUUUCUCGGUGCUAGACUCCCCGGUGUGGAUGGACUCCAGCAGCAGGAGGCAGUGUGACGCUCUGCAGGAAGCAGCAGGGGGUGCUCAGAGGCUCGCUCACAUCACCGGGUCCACAGCGUACGAGCGUUUCACAGGAAACCAGAUCGCUAAAAUAAGAGCGACCCGACCCGAGGAGUUCCAGAGCACUGAGAGGAUCUCGUUGGUCAGCAGCUUCGCAGGGUCUCUCUUCCUCGGUGGUUACGCAGCCAUCGACUACAGCGACGGCUCGGGGAUGAACCUGCUGGACAUCCGGAGCAGGACCUGGUCUCAGAUCUGUCUGGAUGCCGUCGCUCCUCAGCUGGACCUCCUGCUGGGAAACCCUAAACCCUCCUCCUCCAUACUGGGUCCCGUGUCCUCGUUCUUUGUGCAGCGAUACGGUUUCUCUCAGAGCUGCAGGGUGGUGGCUUUCACCGGAGACAACCCAGCGUCUCUGGCAGGAAUGAGGCUGCAGCAGGGAGACAUCGCGGUAAGUCUGGGCACCAGCGACACAGUGUUCCUCUGGAUCGAGGACCCUCACCCGGCGCUGCAGGGUCACGUCUUCUGUAACCCCGUCAGCGAACACGCCUUCAUGGCUCUGCUCUGUUUUAAGAACGGCUCGCUGACGAGGGAACGAAUCAGGAACGAGUGUGCUGGUGCAUCAUGGGAACUGUUCUCCGACGCCUUGAGAGACACGCCGCUGGGAAACGGAGGAAACAUCGGCUUUUAUUUUGACAGCAUGGAGAUCACGCCUCCUGCAGUAGGAGUUCACCGCUUCGACCCGCAGGACGUCCAGGUGUCUUCCUUUAGUCCUCAGGUGGAGGUGCGUUCGCUGGUGGAGGGUCAGUUCCUGUCCCGGAGGCUCCAUGCUGAGAGGCUGGGAUACUGCAUCAUCCCGGGAGCCAGAGUGUUAGCAACAGGAGGAGCUUCAUCUAAUAAAGAGAUUCUGCAGGUGUUAAGUGACGUCUUUAACGCCCCUGUUUACACCAUAGACGUCUCGAACUCCGCCUGCCUGGGAUCGGCCUACAGAGCUCUGCACGGCCUCUCCGCAGAGUCUGGUACAUCCUUUUCCGACGUGGCGAAGAACGCACCGGAGCCUCAACUGGUCGCCACACCGCAUGCUGAAGCACAAGAGGUGUACGACCUGCUGCUGCAGCGCUACGCCCGAUUGGAGGAGAGGGUGCUGCAGAAGACCCGCCCCUGAGCCUCCAGCAUCCAAUCAGAUGUGUGGAAAACCUUUCUAGGGACUUAAACAAUAAACAGGAUAAAUAAGAAAAGUUUGACAAUUAUUUAUCUAAAUGUAAUUUGAAACAGAUUAGUUAAUUAUAAAAUAACACAAAGGAAAAUACUUUCACCUAAAGUAUUAUUAGUGAAUACAUGUAUGGAUCCUUUUUCAUUUCUCAGUUAACACGUUAAUUUAAAGAACGAUUUAAUAAUGUAAAGGAUAUUUCUGUAUGUUUAAUUUUCAAUAAAUGAUGUCGCUAACA
Eleginops maclovinus (Patagonian blennie) is the source of this 1981-nucleotide messenger RNA. RefSeq names its product xylulokinase homolog (H. influenzae) (gene xylb). Bases 49 to 1698 code for a protein of 549 amino acids. The record is from RefSeq and is a predicted model, not a curated record. Gene Ontology annotation, molecular function: D-xylulokinase activity. NCBI's taxonomy places the organism in Eukaryota, Metazoa, Chordata, Actinopteri, Perciformes, Eleginopidae. Gene Ontology annotation, biological process: xylulose metabolic process; D-xylose metabolic process; phosphorylation. Gene Ontology annotation, cellular component: cytosol. The transcript has 20 exons.